Molecule: messenger RNA, 561 nt
Organism: Amaranthus tricolor (Joseph's coat)
Lineage: Eukaryota; Viridiplantae; Streptophyta; Magnoliopsida; Caryophyllales; Amaranthaceae
Exons: 2
Coding region: 1-561 (186 amino acids)
Source: RefSeq, a predicted model, not a curated record
AUGAAAUUUAGCAUAGAUAGAAAUCAUAUGUUCCUUAUUUGUAAUGGGAUUUUGGUAAUUCUUGUCAAAAGUUCAUCUUCAAAGAAUAAAUCAUCAUCAAAUUCAGGAUAUUCCGCUCAUGGAAACUAUGAUCAUAAUGCUCAAUUUUCCGAUGUUAAAAGUGUAGAAAGUGAAGUUUAUGUUCAUGAUCAUAAGUUGAUGGAUUCAGAAUGUGAUCAUGUUUAUGUUGAUCAUGAUGUUGAUGUUGAUCAUGAUCUUGAUCAUGAUGUUGAUGUUAAAAAUGAUGGGUUGUCAAUUGUUAAGGUGGAUGUUACAAGUGUAGAAAGUAAAGUUCAUCAUGUUCAUCAUCAUAAAAUUGAUGUUCAUGUUGAUCAUGAUCAUGAUCAUGUUUAUGUUGAUCAUGAUGUUGAUGUUAAAAAUGUUGGGUUAUCAAUUGUAAAGGUGAAUGUUACAAGUGUAGAAAAAGAAUUGAACAAGAGAUGUGAAGAUUUUAUUAGAAGGAUGAAACAGGGAAUCCGUUCUGAAAGUAGAAAGGAUAAAUAUGUAGUUGGAUUUUCUUAG